AUGACGUCCACGAUCGCAGCGAAAAGCAAACCCCUACCGGCCGGCAUAUACUGCCCCGUCCUGUCACUUUAUAAGCCUACCGUACGCCAGGAGAUCGACUACGAUGCCUCAUACAAGUAUUUUGUCUACCUAAUCCGCGGGGGUGUAGACGGUCUGGUGAUGGCUGGAACGACAGCCGAAGCAGUUCUGCUGCCAGCAAGUGAAAGGCAAGAGCUGGUCCGCGUUGCGCGCCGCGCUGCGAGUGAUCUGAGGCUCCCCCAGUUCCCGAUUGUGGCUGGGAUCAGCGGACAGUCUACAAACGAAUCUAUUCGUCUGGCAGAGGAGGCGCACGAAGCAGGGGCGGAUUUUGGCCUCUUGCUGCCCCCGUCCUACUGGGUCAAAGCCGUGACUAAGGAGGUGAUUGUCGAUUUCUAUCGCGACGUCGCCGACAAUAGUCCAAUCCCGAUCGUGAUCUAUAGCUUCCCUGCCAUGUGUAACGGGGUCGACCUGAAUUCGGACAUUAUGUCGGAACUGGCGCAGCAUCCCAACAUCGUCGGCACGAAGCUCACAUGCGGAAAUGCAGGCAAAGUCACCCGAUUGACGCACGAAUACGCCCAUGAGCAGUUCGCGGUAUACGCAGGCUCCUCGGACUGGCUGCUGCCAUGUCUCAUUGGAGGCGGCUCAGGCUGCGUGACCGGGAUUGGGAAUGUCUUCCCCAAAUCUGUCGCUCGGCUAUACGCACUAUGGAAAGACGGCAAAGUGCAAGAGGCGACAAAGUUGCAAGGAUUGGUAGCGCAGGCGGAGAAGGCGUGCAAGGAGGGGAUCGCACCGACGAAGUUCGCAGCCAGCUAUUUCGCUGGGCCUGGGGCGGGCGUCACUGAUCCCAAGGCAUUCUGGCCCAGAAGGCCGUAUAGGCCUUCAGGCAAGGAGAAGCAAGACUGGGUCGUGCAGGUUAUGCAGCAUCUGGUUGAGAUUGAGCAGUCAAUACCGGAUCGAGUCUAG
This is a messenger RNA of Aspergillus nidulans FGSC A4, 981 nucleotides long. Its product is annotated as dihydrodipicolinate synthase family protein. The record is from RefSeq and is a predicted model, not a curated record. The transcript is spliced from 2 exons. The coding region runs from base 1 to 981 and encodes 326 amino acids. Gene Ontology annotation, molecular function: lyase activity. Lineage: Eukaryota; Fungi; Ascomycota; Eurotiomycetes; Eurotiales; Aspergillaceae.